Molecule: messenger RNA, 1533 nt
Organism: Rodentolepis nana
Lineage: Eukaryota; Metazoa; Platyhelminthes; Cestoda; Cyclophyllidea; Hymenolepididae
Source: the annotation of a GenBank genome assembly
AUGUUUUUUCGUUGGCUUUUGUCACUGCGCAGUAUUCUGAACUACUUCUCUCCAUUUCAGUGGGCAAACCUAGUUGAUCUCUAUACAACCUACUGCUUGAAUUACGAGAGAGCAACACAAUAUGCAAUAGCAUUCGAGAAAGACCGUCUCCACAGUCAAUGGAUUACAGCCUACAAUCGACAUCUCGGUUCUCUGGAAGCAGAGAAACUCCUGCUCGACUCCGACAAUCAUGGGGAGAAAAAGGACGAUGAGAAACGAAUGGACAUCGAUCUGCGUAAAGUUGCAAGUCUGAACCGCGCAAAUUCCUGUAUUACUUUCGAUAAUAACCAGACUCCUGACCGAUUGGCGCAGUAUUCGGGUGGAAAUGUAACAGCCACUGCUGAAGAGGAUGAGGAAAAUUUGCCUCCCCCUUCGAGAAAGAAUUCCCAAGGACCGGCUCCUUUACUGAAAUCAGCUUCUCUUAGUCGUUCAUUACUCUCCUAUAGUUCCAGACUACUAGAGCCGGCUCAACGAUUCCAGAGAUAUCAUUUGUUGCUUGAGAGGCUGCGAAAUUAUGCUCCAGAGGGACCUCAGAAAGAAGCAUUGAGUAAAGCUCAUCAAUCAAUGUUGAAUAUGUGCGAUACGGUUAAUGCUCUCAUGCGGAUACGAGGAUUAACUGAUCGACCAUCGCGUCUCGGAAAAGUUUUGCUUCAGGACAACUUUACCAUCUGGUGCGGUGAGACCAAAAACGGCAAGCAUCAACGCCAUGUCUUCCUUUUUGAAAAUGCUCUCUUAUUAACCAAGCUUCGUCAGACCAAUACUUCGCUAGUAUCCACUGUGUUAGCUAGUUUAGGAGGUGGUAGUGGUGGUGGUUCCAGUAGCCACCAGCCCUCUACUAUUGUUGUGCCUGAAACAAUCUCCCUCCCUUCUGCUAGCAGUGUGGUUUCUAGUCAAGAUUCUUCAUCAGGCAUCACCAGUGGUGCAGCUUUCAAUAAACCAGCUCUGGAUAGACUUCCUGCUUCUCUACCUGUGAUACCUGCUGAUACAGUUAGUCAGCAUCCAACGUAUGAGAUCAAGAUGGAACUCAAACUGACAGAGGUUGGUCUGACUCCGACAAUCCGCGAAGAUCGUCGACGCUUUGGAGUCUGGACGGCUACUCGAGCCCAAACCUAUUACUUUCAAUCUAAUAACCAGCAAGUUCAAUCUCAAUGGGUUCGUGCAAUCAAUGGUCUACUCUCCGCUCAACUGAACCGUCUUCGAGAUAGUGCUCAUAAACAGAGAAAAAUGGUUAUCCAUCCCCUGAAAAGCCAGUCUUCUGUAGAAUCUCCAAAUCAAGUUCUUCUAGCCGACAGUCAUGAAGUGGAUGACUUUGAAGAACAGCUGAAUAAGGAGGGAGAUGUUACUAUAUUGCUGAAUCGUUUAAUUGGAUCGUCCCUCCUGUUGACCUUCACCAACACAUCCAGAAAAUAAGUACAGCAAAUACACGCUUACAAGCCGUGGAGUCCAACCUGCUUCGUAUUCAGGCGCGAAUUCAAGCGCUGCAGUCAAAAUUAA